Messenger RNA from Parnassius apollo (apollo), 1230 nucleotides. NCBI's taxonomy places the organism in Eukaryota, Metazoa, Arthropoda, Insecta, Lepidoptera, Papilionidae. The record is from the annotation of a GenBank genome assembly.
AUGAGCAUAAAUCCAUUAGCAGAUAUAAAUACUUAUUGGUCAACUGAUGAGUUUUUCAGAAAUCCUGUUAUUUGCAAAGUAAUGCCCUUAAAAAGAUUUAAAAAAAUUACACAAAAUCUCCAUAUAUCAAAUAUUUCCACAGAAGCUCCACGAAACUCACCAGAUUAUGAUAAAUUGGGUAAAAUUAGACUUGCCAUUUCAAUCCUAAACAAAGUUUUUCAAGACAAUGUUCAAGUGUCAGAAUUUAAUUCAAUAGACGAAAGUAUGAUCAGGUUCAAAGGUCGUAGUCACAUGAAGCAGUAUAUGCCCAAAAAACCUAUAAAACGUGGGUACAAGUGUUGGGCAAGAGCAGAUUCUCUUACAGGGUAUUUAUAUGAAUUUAAAUUUUAUACUGGUAAAGUUAAUACUGGAACUGAAGAGAAUUUAGGGGCCAGAGUCAUAAUGGAUUUGUGUGAAUCUCUGCCAAGCCAUACAUUAGUGGCUUUUGAUAAUUUUUUUACCAGUCUGCCACUGAUGGAACUUUUACAUGAAAGAGGCAUUUACGGUGUUGGAACACUAAGAAUGAACCGUAGGGGCUUACCAGAUUUGAUAACAGGAAAAUAUUUAACUGGUGAGUUUAUAUAUCAGUAUAAUACACCUAUAGGAGUAUUGAAAUGGAAAGAUACUAAAGAUGUUUUUCUUGGAACUACUGCGUUUGAUCCUCGAGCAGUUGAAUUGAUUGAGAGGAAACAGAAAGAUGGUAGCGAGAAGAAAAUAUACUGUCCACUUUCGAUUAAAAAAUAUACAGAGUUCAUGGGUGGUGUUGAUCAUUUCGAUCACUUUAGAGCAUCAUACCCCCUAGGACGAAAGUCGCGGAAGAAUUGGCACAGACUUUUUUGGUUCUUGUUGGAGGCAGCCGUCAUCAAUUCUUAUAUUGUUUAUAUGACGUCACAUUCAGAAAGGAGAAACACCCAUAAAGAAUUCCGGUUGCGAUUGGGCAGAGGACUCAUCAACAAUUUUUCAUCAAGAAAAAUCCUCGCGCCCGUGUUCAAAAACAAAAAAGGAGGUACCAUUUCAGUACCGGAAGAGAUUCGAAAAUCGGACGUAGGAUCCCACAUGCCCGAAUUGACCAAAUUUCGAAGAUGCAGAAUGUGUAGUACACGUGAAAAGGAGCAACGCAGCAAAUAUAUGUGUAAAGUUUGCAAGGUAUCUUUAUGUGCUGCCCCUUGUUUUGAAAUGUUUCACAAAUAA